This is a messenger RNA of Orbicella faveolata, 5023 nucleotides long. RefSeq names its product integrator complex subunit 2-like. Gene Ontology annotation, biological process: snRNA 3'-end processing. The record is from RefSeq and is a predicted model, not a curated record. Gene Ontology annotation, cellular component: integrator complex. NCBI's taxonomy places the organism in Eukaryota, Metazoa, Cnidaria, Anthozoa, Scleractinia, Merulinidae.
UAUAGCCCAUAAUUUUAUGAAAAAUAGGUCACGUGAUGGCUUAGCUGCAAAGGGCCUAUUAAUGUAUGGGGUUAUAUGGAAGGUGCUCCAAACAAAAUUCCUCCAAGUACUGGAACCAAAUGUCUCUUACUUGAAAAGAGGUCUGGGUCCAAUAAAAGAAGAUGGCGGAUCAAGAUGGCGCAUGAAGGUGCAUGUGCAAAGAAGUUGAUAAUCUGACCUUUCACAGUUUUAUCGCAGUAACUUCACUUUAUUCAGGUUGCGGGAAUGGUGUUACUAGAAAUACCCUCAGCACGAGCCUUCCAAGCAAUUCGUUCCGUAAGCGUCAGUGAACUGUCGAGUCUGAGGGAGGAAGAUUUGAGGCCGUUACUGCCAUGUCUGGUUCGAAUGGCGCUUUGUUCGCCAGUAGACGAAAGUGCAAAAUGGACAGAAGCACGUAAGGAAGUACAGAAACUCUUGUCUGGUUUAGAAGUUGUAAAUUCAAUUGUUGCUCUUUUGUCCGUGGAUUUUAGCCUCCUCGAGCAAGACGCGUUGAAAGAACAGCAAUUGAGGAGAAAGGUUGGCGGUAGUGCAACCUCUAGUGUUCUUGUUGAAUCCUUGCAAAAUGGUCUUGCUUUGGAGUUUGAGCGCAGUGAGCCCUCAAGGCGCCUUAGGCUGGUUCUGAGUGAGCUCCUUCGUAUUAUGAGCCAGGUUGAUGUUAGAGAAGAGUUCAUUCCUGAGAAAUGUGAACUGUUUGAGAGUGAAGUUUACCUAGAAGAGGUUUCAGACGUGAUCUGUAUCGCCCAGGCAGAGCUGCCAUCACUUCUUGCACUGAACCAGCUUGCUGAAGCCUUGCUUCGAGUCAAACAUGGCCCAUGGCUACUUUGCCAACUGGUGGCCAAUGCACCUGAUAGCUUUGAACAAGUUUGUACUUCAUUGCUGGAGCGUGGUGAAAUCCAGGAUGAGGGAGGUCUCGGUGGGAUGGUGCGAACUCAAGCGUUGCGACAACUCUGUGCAAUGAAUCCCAGCUCUGCCCCUGUUGUACACUCUGAGGCACUCAGAUUGUGUCGUAUGCCUGGUCUUGCUGUGGCACUUAUUCUUGACUUUGGUGUUGACAAUAGUGGCUCUAUGAGUUCGAGUGAACUAGUGGCAUUUCUCAGCGGUCUUCUCCUGGGAGGAGAUACAAAAGCCAGAAACUGGUUUUCGUCAUUUGUCAGAAUAGGGCAAAAGUCCAACACGUCAAUCCUGUCUUCCCUGAGAGGUCAGCUGCUGAAGGAGAUGUCAUCAUUAGUUCCUAGUGGUGUAGAAAAAGGAAUAAAGUCGAAGAAUGGCAAAUCAGGUGUUGAAGUUACCGUCCAGGAAACAGUCCCUGCACAUGAUGUCAGUCAUCAAGAUGAAGAAACUUUAGAGAUACUUCAAGCCAUGGAGGUAAGCACAGAUUAUGAACUCACAGGAGAAAGUUCAUCAACUCCUCAGAUAGAUAUAGAAAUAAUUGAAACAGCAGAGAUUCAAGAUGAGGAUGUGAUUCAGGGAACUGCUUUACUUCGCCUGUAUUGUGCUCUUAAAAGACUGGCAGGAAUGAAGCUCAAUCAACAUGAGGCUGAGGCAUUGCUCCGACUGGUGACAUGUCAUCCCCCUCCUACUGCCGCAGGAGUGAGGUUUGUCGUGGUUGGUCUAUGUACGCUAUUGGUCUGCUCUAACAUAAUGAGUUCACCAGAGCAUGAGGUAAUGGCAACCCAGUGGAUCAAGUGGCUCUCAAAGGAAGAAGCUCACUAUGAAGCAGCAAGCGGUGUACAUGCAUCAUUUGGAGAGAUCCUUCUUCUGAUAGCUAUACAUUUUCAUGCCAGUCAAGUGGAGGCCAUUGCUGACCUUGUGUGUUCUGUGCUUGGCAUGAACAUCAGGCUGGGUUCAUUGACCAGAAUGAAAACACUCUUUACUCAGGAGAUAUUUCCUGAAAAGGUUUGGCAUUUCAAAUAUAGUUUUGAGGAAGGAACAGCUUUCCGGAUCCAUGGUCUUCCUCUGGGACCCAUGAGAAGGAGUUCAGUAUAUGUGGCAACUGAAAUGUCAUCUCGCCUCACAUCCCAAAUUUUGAUGUUGUACUAUGUUCUCACAUAUCAAGACUGUCUUCUGUCCAAUAUGAAGUCUUUAGUCUCUAACAACAUUCAGCCUCAGUGGUUAUCACCCAUGUUAUUGUCACAAAUUCCUAUUAAACAUCUGUUGGAGCAGGCCAGAAGUCGACGUCAAGAAUUCAAAGGCCUUUAUGCUCCCUUACUACAGCUGAUCAACACCCAUUUGCCACACCUGUGUCUGGUGGAUGAAUGGCUGAAACAAGAGGAAGUGUUCACUGCGCCAAGCCUGUCAUCAUCAUCUCCAUUGCCGAGUGUGUUGUGUUCACCUGCUCACUUACAGCAAGCACUGCAUUUACUGCCAGACAAUCCGUCCCCAGCACUGCUGCUACUUAGAAGACUGUUACAACUAGAGCCAAGUGCCCUGAUUGCUUAUAUGGAUGUGUUGGUCCAGGCCCUGAGCAGAUUGUUGGAGCCUGGGGUACCCCGACGGGUACAGACGCUUUGCUGUGAACUGUGGACAAAAAUUAACACAGUUGUACCUCGCAAAUUGUGGUUGGCCACUGUGAACACACUAUGUCCGGCAGAAACUCCCGUACCACACAUUAGACCUCAGCUAUACACAGAUGAAGACAUCAUGAAGGAUCCCCUGACUGUGCUGAGAUGUGACAGAAUGGUUUUCAGAUGUCCACCUUUAUUUGAUCUUCUUGUGAGAGUGCUCAUGGGAUACUUGGCAGGUUCAAGGGCCCUUUUGAGUCAAUACCUCCAAGCCCACCCAGCAUCAAGAACAGAAGGGGUGGCUGUUGAACAGGAGCGAGAGGAACUGAAGGCAGCUCUUGUUACGGCACAGGAGAGUGCCGCUAUUCAGAUCCUGUUAGAAGUUUGUGUGAAAACACCUCAGGAUCAGGAUCAGCCAGGGUGCAGUGGAUCUGGUGUGUUACGUGAAAUUCAAUGCUGUGUGUGUUCACAGCUACAUCAAAUGUUUAUUGCUGUUCCAGACAUUGCAAAGCUUGUGCACUUUCAGGGUUACCCUGUAGAAAUUCUCCCAGUUACAGUGGCUGGCAUUCCCUCCAUGCACAUCUGUUUAGAUUUUAUUCCCGAGCUUGUCAAUCAACCACACAUGGAAAAACAGUUGUUUGCAAUACAGCUUGCUUCAUAUCUGUGUCUACAGUUCCCUCUCCCCAAAGCUAUGGGUGUAGCCAGAUACAUUCUUAGCCGGCUCAGUUCUCUUUUGGCAACACUUCCUGCAAGUAAGCGUGCACCAUUUUUCAGCCCUAUCCUCCCAACCCUGGUCAGAUUCUGUCGUGCAUUCCCGCCAUUGUGUGACGACGCUACAGGGUUCCUGCUGGAGCUUGGUCAUGUGGCUGUAUCCCAUGCAUCUGCAUCUGCUGGCUUCACUUUAGGUACUCCAGGAUCUCUCUUACAUCAACUGUCUUCCAAACAACAGCAGGAAACCUCUGAACAGGAAGAUCAUGGGUUCACAGAUGACUCCUGGUCACCUAAUGACUUAAAACUUGAAAAUGAAACAGGCAUCUUGGACAGUGAAUUUGAUAAUACUGACGUUGGAUUAUGCCAAGCAAUUGAAAAGGUGUUUCUGGAUGUAACAAAGGUUGCAGUGGUGAGACAGCAGAACUGUGAGUGCUAGUUCUAUCUACAACUGCUACACCACGUGUAUGUGAUCAACACAGAAACAGCACAUAUGUGCUCUCCAUUCAAACAAAGAAAGGAGAAUAAAACAAUAACAGUCUAUUCAAGCAGAUUUCCAUUGGAAUGGUGCAUAUCAUUUGACAUUCAAACUAGUCCAGUUCUAAUACAAAUUGACUAAGCUAUAAACAACUGGUUCUUCUUGUGUGCUUGAUGGAUGCACAUUACAACUUAAGUGACCAUUUCAUAAGUGGAUCAAAAAGAAACACCCUAAACAUGCAGGAAGAAACUUUACCAAGUUCAAAGCAGUAUGUAAAUAUAUAAUUUAAAUGGCAUUAUUAACACUUAACUGCCAGAAAUCAUCUCACAAUUCCAACACCAGAUUCACCUUUGGGAAAACUUCUGCAGGACAGCUAAUUAAGUGACAAGUACAUUUUUUCUUAUCUUCAGUACACCUUGAAUAUGCCUGACAGACAAUUAUAUAUGAAUUGGUCACAUUUAUUUCCCACACCUAAGGUCAUUUAUAAUACCCACACUCUCUGCUCUCUUUGUGCAAAGAUGAAAUACUGAAUCCAAAAUAAAAAUGAUAGAAAAAUGGAAAAGAAAAGUUUAUUUAAAGGGAGGGGUGUCCAGAAACUAACAUUGAUCACCAAUGAUAAUUAGGCCCUUUGCAACUGAAAGCACUUGACAAAGGUUUUGGUCUUGCUCUGUAACAACUUUUUCCAUACAAAUCUCCUUUUAAGAAGAAGAGAAAGUUAAUUUUUUAAAAAAAUAUUUUAACUGUCAUCAAUUAUUCUUAAAUCUUCUAGGACCGAUGUUUUUCGGGAGGGUCACCGGCUAUUAAUUGCGUGUUCACCCUCACCGCUCUGCGCAGCGACUGCCAUGCAUUCAUACUUCCUCGCUGCGUGCCCUUAUUUUCAUUUCAGUCUGGCCAAUACCUUACUAGGUUGGCAGUAGUACACCUUCUUAGGGACACAGCCCAUUAUGCCGGCCUCUCCAAUAAAUCCCUUCAGGAUCAUAGUUUUGGCAUCGACGCUGCCUCUACAGCAGCUGCUGCUGGUCUCCCAGACUGGUUAAUUAAAGUUUUUGGCAGAUGGUCUUCAGAUUGUUACCAGCUGUACAUCCAUACACCUCAAAAUGUCCUGUUGUCCACUGCUCCACGUAUGGCCAGCAUUCUCUUUUCUUAAUUUGGCACUUCUUUUGCUUGGGGGGAUACCUGCUCCGCAGGUAUCAGUGGCAGUUAAGUCUUGCAGGGACUUCCCCAAGCUUAGUUUUCGCUAAUUUAGUGGUGCUAUUUAACGCUCUUUUAUGCCUCUUCUUGUCCGAUCGAGCACAUG